AUGCAGUCACGGCUAAUGAUUCAUCUUCCCAGGCCACUUCUCAUUCUCCAGCCAUCUGGGGAAGUUCAACAAGUAAUGAAGGUCGUACUACUAACAUUCUUCUCAGUAGUUAUCCUGAUGGCCAUCCUGGGCAACCUGCUGGUGAUGGUGGCUGUGUGCAGGGACAGGCAGCUCAGGAAAAUAAAAACCAAUUAUUUCAUUGUGUCUCUUGCCUUUGCCGAUCUGCUGGUUUCGGUGCUGGUGAUGCCUUUUGGUGCCAUUGAGCUGGUUCAAGACAUCUGGAUUUAUGGGUACAAGUUUUGCUUGGUCCGUACCUCUCUGGAUGUCCUCCUCACCACAGCAUCAAUUUUUCACCUAUGCUGCAUUUCACUGGAUAGGUAUUACGCCAUCUGCUGCCAACCUUUGGUUUAUAGAAGCAAGAUGACCCCUGUACGCAUCGCAUUAAUGUUGGGAGGCUGCUGGGCCAUCCCCAUGUUUAUAUCUUUUCUCCCCAUAAUGCAAGGCUGGAACAAGAUCGGCAUACUUGAUGUGAUAAAGAAAAGGGAAUUCAACCACAACUCUAACUCUACAUGCUGUGUCUUCAUGGUCAACAAGCCCUACGCCAUCACCUGCUCCGUGGUGGCCUUCUACAUCCCGUUUCUCCUCAUGGUGCUGGCCUAUUACCGUAUCUAUGUCACUGCUAAGGAGCAUGCCCAGCAGAUCCAGAUGUUACAACGGGCAGGAGCCACCCCCGAAAGCAGGCCUCAGCCAGCCGACCAGCACAACACACAUCGCAUGAGGACAGAGACCAAGGCAGCCAAGACUUUAUGCAUCAUCAUGGGCUGCUUCUGUUUCUGCUGGGCCCCCUUCUUUGUCACCAACGUUGUGGACCCUUUCAUAGACUACACUGUCCCCGAGCAGGUGUGGACUGCUUUCCUCUGGCUUGGCUAUAUCAAUUCAGGGUUGAACCCCUUUCUCUAUGCCUUCUUGAAUAAGUCUUUUAGACGUGCCUUCCUCAUUAUCCUCUGCUGUGAUGAUGAACGCUACAGAAGACCCUCCAUUCUGGGCCAGACAGUCCCCUGUUCAACCACAACUAUUAAUGGAUCCACACAUGUUCUAAGGGAUGCAGUGGAAUGUGGUGGCCAGUGGGAGAGUCGGUGUCACCUCACAGCAACUUCUCCUUUGGUGGCUGCUCAGCCCAGUGAUACUUAG
Molecule: messenger RNA, 1191 nt
Organism: Cricetulus griseus (Chinese hamster)
Lineage: Eukaryota; Metazoa; Chordata; Mammalia; Rodentia; Cricetidae
Source: RefSeq, a predicted model, not a curated record